Messenger RNA from Rotaria sp. Silwood2, 663 nucleotides. NCBI's taxonomy places the organism in Eukaryota, Metazoa, Rotifera, Eurotatoria, Philodinida, Philodinidae. The record is from the annotation of a GenBank genome assembly.
AUGAACUCUCAGCAUCAGAUCGAUCGCUCAAGCAGUCAAUCAGUACCAAUCGUAACCACUGAAUCAGCAUCAACAUUGCGGAUAUUGAACAAGAGAAGAAAACAAAAGAAACGAUGCCAUGGAAAUCGUAAGUUACGACGUUUUAAAAAGAAAUGUCGUCGACGUGGCAUGACUGAUGACACAAUCAAAGUAUUGAUUGAUCAGUAUAAUCAUACAAGACGAGGAAAUCCAUCCAUGCCGGUAUCAACCAGUAUCAAUGACCAAAUGGAUACUGUUGCUACGACUGAAACUGUAGAAACAAGAAGAAAAUCAAAGAAACGUAAACGAAUGACAGCUUCGGAAAGUUCACGAUCGAUUUCACGACAGUCACGAAAAAAAUCCAAGAAGAAACAUGUGCAAAUCAAUCCUGUACCCUCCGGAGUCAAUGAUCGACCACCAAAAUACUUGAAAAAAAUGCCAAAUCUACUUUUUCAAGCGUUACGUUUACAUAUCAAUCAUAAAUUGAAUAAAAAAUAUCAACAACAAUUUAUUCAUCCUCGACUUCGAUUGUUCGAUCGACAAUAUCGUCUGGAACUUCAUCGUCACUUGUGGGAGUCAUAUUCAACUCUAGGAUCGAUGCAUCGCUUAUGGACAGUAAGUGAUCGAAGAACAUUUUAUGUGUGA